Molecule: messenger RNA, 1626 nt
Organism: Galeopterus variegatus (Sunda flying lemur)
Lineage: Eukaryota; Metazoa; Chordata; Mammalia; Dermoptera; Cynocephalidae
Gene: MSANTD3
Product: Myb/SANT-like DNA-binding domain containing 3
Exons: 2
Coding region: 36-863 (275 amino acids)
Source: RefSeq, a predicted model, not a curated record
AGGAUAGCUAACGGCCAGGAGAAAUAUAGUGGAAAAUGCAAAACAACGAAAUUAUAAAACCUGCCAAAUACUUCUCAGAAUUGGAAAAGAGCAUCUUGCUUGCUUUAGUAGAAAAGUACAAAUAUGUGCUGGAAUGUAAGAAAAGCGAUGCGCGAACUAUUGCCCUUAAGCAACGUACCUGGCAAGCACUCGCCCAUGAAUACAACUCUCAGCCCAGCGUAUCACUGCGGGAUUUCAAGCAGCUGAAGAAGUGCUGGGAGAACAUCAAGGCUCGGACCAAAAAAAUUAUGGCCCAUGAAAGGAGAGAGAAAGUGAAACGGAGUGUCAGCCCGCUUCUGAGUACCCACGUCUUAGGAAAGGAGAAGAUUGCCAACAUGCUGCCCGACCAGCUCUACUUCCUGCAGAGUCCCCCGGAGGAAGAGCCUGAAUACCACCCUGAUGCUGCAGCCCAAGAAUCAUUUGCUGUUUCAAAUAGAGAACUGUGCGAUGAUGAGAAAGAGUUCAUACAUUUUCCAGUAUGUGAGGGGACCUCUCAACCUGAACCCUCGUGUUCAGCUGUCAGAAUAACAGCCAGUAAAAACUACAGGAGCAAAACCUCUCAGGAAGGUGCUUUAAAAAAGAUGCAUGAGGAAGAACACCAUCAACAAAUGUCCAUCUUACAACUGCAACUGAUACAAAUGAAUGAGGUGCAUGUGGCCAAAAUCCAGCAGAUAGAGCGAGAGUGUGAGAUGGCAGAGGAGGAACACAGGAUAAAAAUGGAAGUUCUCAAUAAAAAGAAGAUGUAUUGGGAAAGAAAGCUACAAACUUUUACGAAGGAAUGGCCUGUUUCCUCAUUUAACCGGCCCUUUCCCAAUUCACCCUAAGACUUUGGGGGUGGCUCCCUUGUAAUUAAUCUGUGUUGGCAAAGAAAGUGUGGAACAUGAACUUGCGGUCAGUAACCUGUAACAGAGCUACAAUUAGGAAAAUUAGAGUGGUAGUAGUCACUUAUUUAAAAAUACAUUCAGGUAAACGGCUGCACCCUAUGUACUCCUUAAGUGGCAAAAAAGCUGUUAUAGUCUUCUGAAAAUUAUCACGAGUGCUAUAAUUCUGAAUGUCAUGUCUGUUAAUUAGAAUUCAUACAAGAACCAUGUGUGAGUGUUUUUUUUUUAAACAAAUGCAAGUGUGACUAUAAAGGAGUGUGGCUGAGUUUUCUUUUUCUUUUUUUUUUAUAAAAAAAAAACAGACGACAGAACUUUUCUAUCCAGAUGAAUGCCCUCCCAUUGAAAGUGGCUGUCCUGGGAGGCCCCAUGUGUCUUCAGUGGUGAUGCGGUUGCUCAGAACUUGUUAGAGGUCUUUAGGGAACCUCCAGGAGAGCUGCAGCACCUUUUUCAUUUUUUCAUUGUCAUCCUGAGUGUGGAUUUUCUGUUUUUAAACCUCUCAACAUUUGGAAGGAUAUUUACUAAUGUGGCUCAUAAACUGCCUUUUAAGGCCUUUUCCCUAAAUGUUGGAGACAUUCCAAAUGUCUCCAACAUUGGUAGCUUUGUUGGAACUAAGGAUGUAACUACUUUGAGGGAGAAAUGUUCAUUUAGAUUUCUACACUCUGUUAUGUUUGAUUUAUUAAAAAAAAGACUUGUAAGUUUAUAGUCA